This is a messenger RNA of Charadrius vociferus (killdeer), 1557 nucleotides long. RefSeq names its product Wilms tumor 1 (gene WT1). The transcript has 10 exons. Gene Ontology annotation, biological process: regulation of transcription by RNA polymerase II. Gene Ontology annotation, molecular function: RNA polymerase II cis-regulatory region sequence-specific DNA binding; DNA-binding transcription factor activity, RNA polymerase II-specific. Gene Ontology annotation, cellular component: nucleus. The record is from RefSeq and is a predicted model, not a curated record. Bases 1 to 1557 code for a protein of 518 amino acids. NCBI's taxonomy places the organism in Eukaryota, Metazoa, Chordata, Aves, Charadriiformes, Charadriidae.
AUGCUUGCGGUAACCAUUAAUGCCGCGGGGGAAAGGAAAUACCGAAAUGUAAAUUGUCACCGGGAAGACAACGGGCUGAAUCUUUCCAGCGGCAGGCCAGGGUACACAAACGGGCGCCUCGUAGUUUCUGUUCAGCAUCUCCGUGGCCGGGACCGGCUGCGCUGUUGUAACUCGCUGCGGCCCCCGGUGUUUGCACCGCCCUUAGAAAUUCCCGUGGGCUGCUGCACGGCCGGGCGAUGGAUCAGCCCCUCCGAUCUGUUCUCUUUAAACACGAACGAGACUUCCGACUUUUCCGCCCCUCGGAGCGGGCUGCCCGAUUCUCCUCUCCCCGGGGCGGGGAGGGCCCACGGGGGUCCCACCGCACCGCCCCACGCCCGCACCCUUGCCAAGUGCGUGUGCGGGGGAGUUUUGGGGGGGCACGGCUGGGGGGUGAACGAAGGGGCACAACCUUGCUGUGUCUUUUUCCCCGCCGUGGGCAGCAGCAUCGGGGGAAGAUCAAAAGGACGCAGUAACUGCGAAAUAUUUGGGCAGCCGGCGGCGGUGCCGUGGGUGCGUGGCGGUGGGAGCCUGCGGCGCUCGGCCGAGGGUAGGCUCCUCUCGCUCCACGCCUGCUCGGAGAGGCUUCGCGGGGAGCUGGGGGCCGAGGGGGGUCCAGGGCUCGGUUCAAGGCUCCCUCCUAACCCCGCUGUGGUCUCUUCGGCAGGUUACAGCACGGUGGCGUUCGACGGGACCCCGAGCUACGGCCACACGCCGUCUCACCACGCCGCUCAGUUUACAAACCACUCCUUCAAACACGAGGACCCCAUCAGCCAGCAGCCCUCGCUAGGGGACCAGCAGUACUCGGUGCCUCCCCCGGUGUAUGGCUGUCACACCCCCACCGACAGCUGCACGGGCAGUCAGGCCCUGCUCCUCCGGACCCCCUACAACAGCGACAAUUUAUACCAAAUGACCUCACAGCUCGAAUGCAUGACAUGGAAUCAAAUGAACUUGGGAUCCACAUUGAAGGGCCAUACAGCAGGAUAUGAAAAUGAGAACCACAGCGCUCCCAUGUUAUACAGCUGUGGGGCCCAAUACAGAAUACACACCCAUGGAGUUUUUAGAGGCAUACAAGAUGUCCGACGGGUGCCAGGAGUAGCUCCAACUAUUGUCCGAUCAGCAAGUGAGACAAAUGAAAAACGUCCCUUCAUGUGUGCGUACCCUGGCUGUAACAAGCGAUACUUUAAGUUGUCCCAUUUACAGAUGCACAGCAGAAAGCACACUGGUGAAAAACCUUAUCAGUGUGAUUUUAAGGACUGUGAACGGAGAUUUUCUCGUUCAGACCAACUCAAACGGCACCAAAGACGACACACAGGUGUGAAGCCCUUCCAGUGUAAAACCUGUCAGAGAAAGUUCUCCAGAUCUGAUCAUCUGAAGACUCAUACCAGGACUCAUACAGGUGAAAAGCCUUUCAGUUGCCGGUGGCCCAGCUGUCAAAAAAAAUUUGCCAGGUCUGAUGAAUUAGUUCGUCAUCACAACAUGCACCAGAGGAACAUGACUAAACUGCAGUUGGCCCUUUAG